Zea mays is the source of this 2401-nucleotide messenger RNA. Its product is annotated as U-box domain-containing protein 31. Gene Ontology annotation, biological process: protein ubiquitination. The coding region runs from base 555 to 1946 and encodes 463 amino acids. Lineage: Eukaryota; Viridiplantae; Streptophyta; Magnoliopsida; Poales; Poaceae. The record is from RefSeq and is a predicted model, not a curated record. The transcript has 2 exons. Gene Ontology annotation, molecular function: ubiquitin protein ligase activity.
AAGAAAAAGAAAAAUGGCGACACAAAAUACUCCAAUCUAGAUAUUCUCGCUCUCUCUCGUCUUCUCUCCACACCACCCACUAUAGCUUUGGACUUGGAUCUCAAAUUCUCCCAGUUUCCCACUCCCCCUGGGUCUUCCCCAUCCCCCCUCCACUCCCCCCCUGGGUUUUCCCCUUCCUUUACCCCCCAUCAGAUCUUCCCCCAUAUCUCUGUCCUGCAUCACUCGCCGCCAUCCACUCCCGAUCCAAACCCGAGAGCUCCCACCUCCGCCGCCCUGUUCGCUCGUCCGCCUUUUCACUCCCCGUAGCUAGCUGCUGUCGCGGAGCAACCCCGCGAUUCCAAGAAAAGCAACUUGGUCAAGAAAGAGUGCAAGAAAGGAGGACGGUGCUGACGAUGAUGGCGAUAAGCCACCCCAUGAUUCGCCCCAUCAUUCCGUCGCCUCCGGGGCCUGCGCGCUAGCUGCUAGAAGGGCCUCGCCGUCCGUCGUGGUGGUGGUGGUGGUGGUGUGCGCGGGGCGGGAGGGGAGGGGAGGGGAGUCGUCACUGCGCCGCCACAAUGCCACAGUACCAGGAGCUGCCCUGCGGCGGGCAGGAGCUCGAUAUCGACACCGCGCUCAAGGAUGGCAUCCUCGGGGGCGCGCUGGAGCCCGUGGGUGCGGCGGCGGGGGACGAUGGCAAGCAGCCCGUGGAGCUGCGCAGGAUGAUGGACGAGCUGGACGCGGCGGCCGGGGACGGCGGCGGCGGCGGCGGGGACGAGGCGGUGCCGGCGGUCUUCAUCUGCCCGAUCUCGCUCGAGCCCAUGGUGGAUCCGGUGACGCUCUGCACGGGGCAGACGUACGAGCGGGCCAACAUCUCGCGGUGGCUAGCCCUGGGCCACCGGACCUGCCCGACCACGAUGCAGGAGCUCUGGGACGACGCGCUCACCCCAAACGCCACCCUCCGGCAGCUCAUCGCCGCCUGGUUCUCCCGCCGGUACACGAGGUUUAAGAAGCGCUCCGCCGACUUCCACGGCCGCGCCGCCGACCUCGUCGGCAGCCUCCGCGGCACGGCGGUGCCCAGGCGGCAGCCCCUCAAGGGCCAGGCCCGCGUCGCGGCGCUGCGGGAGCUGCGCACCCUCGCCGCCGCCCACCAGUCCGUCACCAAGGCCAUCGCCGAGGCCGGCGGCGUGGCCCUGCUCACGUCGCUGCUCGGACCCUUCACGUCCCACGCCGUGGGGGCCGAGGCCGUCGCGAUACUCGUCAGCGGGGUGCUGCUUGACGCUGACACCAAGGCCGCGCUCAUGCAGCCGGCGAAGGUGUCGCUCGUGGUCGACAUGCUCAACGAGGGCGCCGCGGACACCAAGAUCAACUGUGUCCGCCUCAUCCGCAUCCUCAUGGUCGAGAGGGGUUUCCGGCCGGAGACGGUGGCGAGCCUCAGCCUCUUGGUCGGCGUCAUGCGCCUCAUCCGGGACAAGCGGCAUCCGGACGGUGUGGCCGCGGGGCUCGAGCUGCUGAAUUCGAUCUGCGCGGUGCACAGGCCAGCGAGGUGUAUGGUUGUUAGCAUCGGUGCGGUGCCGCAGCUGGUGGAAUUGUUGCCGGAGCUAGCGACGGAGUGUGUCGAGCCGGCUUUGGACAUCUUGGAUGCCCUGUCUGCGGUUCCAGAGGGGAGGAUGGCUCUUAAGGAUUGUCCGCGGACGAUCCCCAAUGCUGUCCGGUUGCUGAUGAGAGUUUCAGAGGCAUGCACUAGACGCGCGCUGUCGAUGCUGUGGACGGUGUGUCGGAUGGCUCCGGAAGAAUGUGCACCUGCUGCAGUGGAGGCUGGGUUGGCGGCGAAGCUUCUGCUUGUCAUCCAAAGUGGUUGUGCGCCGGAGCUGAAGCAGAAGGCGUCGGAGCUGCUCAAGCUGUGCCGCCUCAACUACACCGACACCCUCUUCAUCUCCAAGUGCAAACUCACAAGGACAAUUCAGUGAGAGAUGCAAAUGAUGCUGGUCUGAUCUGAUUUGGUUCGAUGAUGCGUGGUUUGUUGAUUGACCUUGCUGAGUUCAGAGUUCCAAGGAAAUGGAGUUGGCAAAUUGACGAAUGAUGGCAAGACUGGUGGUUACCACAACAAUUUCCGGGGAGACAAGAAGCGAUGCAGCCUAAUGACUGGCAAGUUAGAUGGCAAGCAGGCGGGUGUACAUGCAAAUUGUUGAGAAUUUGAUCAGCUCAAUAAGCACAUGAGGCUGGGUGGUAAGUACAGCCAGUUUUGCCAUUAGGAGUAGCUAGCAUUAAGCAAAACCAGCAAACUUAGAUUUUUGGCAAUGUGGGUAUCUCAGAGCUGUAGAUGUCGUUCCCUUCCUUGUAAUUACACAGUACUGUUGCUUCUACACUGGAAUAUACAUUGCCAUUGCUCCGGGAAAAAAAAUUGAAUUGUCAUCUUGAUCGA